Oppiella nova is the source of this 1136-nucleotide messenger RNA. The record is from the annotation of a GenBank genome assembly. Lineage: Eukaryota; Metazoa; Arthropoda; Arachnida; Sarcoptiformes; Oppiidae.
AGCUAUGAUUGGUGAUCGGCACGAAUGGAAACCCCGAUGCGAUGCCUAAACUUAGGAUUUUGAAAAUCAUUUUCGUGCUAAUCAUGGCAUUAACCAUAUUCUCUAUAUACAACUGGACGUCGACUAAAGUAGCGGUUAGAGACCUAUUGUAUCUGACCAGACCGAUAUGGGAUGGGAGCCAAGCGGUGCCUUUCAAUAUAUUACCACAUUAUUACACGAAUGGUCUGAAUUCAAGCCAUUUGUGUCAUCUGCACAGUUGGCAGAGGAGGGCACAAGAGGUUCAAGUGAUCGAUGCAAUCAUAUUCUCAAUAGAGUUGGACUUAUUGGAGAUCCGACUCAAGGAGUUGUGGCCUUUUGUCGACCACUUCAUUGUCUUAGAGGCCGACAGAACUUUCACCGGAAGACAAAAACCACUUUAUCUGAAGCAGAGUUUGGAUCGGUUCUCGUGGGCUAAAGACAAACUCAGAUACCAUUCUUAUGAUGGAUUGUCAGCACUGAAGCCCGGAGAGGAUCCCUUCAAAAAUGAGGCACAAAUGAGGGGAUAUUUGAGUCGAAUUGUAUCUAAAUAUGCCCGAAAUGGUGAUGUGAUUGUCUGCUCAGACGUGGAUGAGAUCCCAUCCCAACAGACGAUUCAACUGUUGAAAGAUUGCAUCGGAUUUCCAAAUCACAUGCAUUUACAGCUAAAUAUGUAUUUGUAUUCAUUUGAGUACUUCUACAGCACUGAUGACAGUUGGAGGGCUCACAUAGACAUCUAUGACCACGAGUUUGAUUACAGACACGGAAGACUGUCCGACAAUUUGUUAGCCGAUUCGGGCUGGCACUGCUCCUUUUGUUUCCGACAUAUCUCUGACUUUGUAUUUAAAAUGACUUCGUAUUCACAUAAUGAUAGAGUUGUUGAUAAGAAACUGUUGGAUAAGAAUGAGAUCCAGAAGAAGAUAUGCAAUGGAGAAGACAUCUAUGAUAUGUAUCCAGAAGUAUACAGUUUUAAGGAAAUGGUGUUGAAAUUCGGUGCCAUUCCUAAGUCCAAAACUAUGACUAAUUUGCCAAAACAUUUGGUCCAAAAUCCGGAAAAGUUUACAUUUUUGUUACCCAAUGGUUGUAUUCGCGAAGACUUUAAUCAAUCGACAACUUUAUAG